UAAAAGCGGGUGAUCCAGUUCGUUGAGCUCUCUUGCAGCGGGUGACCCUGUAAGCUGCAUGUUUGGAUCAGAGAGGCGCACAGCUAAAGGCAUUAGAGAGAUUGUAGUUGGAGAGAAAUGGCCUAAAUAAGAGUGUGAGAAGCUAUGGUUCUCUGUGGUAAAAAGACUGGCUGUGGGGCUGAUGCCCCAUGGAAAGAGGGCAAUGGUCAUUGGAAAUAGAGGUAGUGCUUUGGCAUGGUGGUGGAUUUGGGAAGCAUGGUGUAAAGGAAAAUUCUGUGUUUUUUGGUGUGGGAGGGGACAAAUUUGAUGAUGAAAAGUGAUGGUACUUUUGGUAAUUUAGAUCUAUGCUGACCCUGGCAAAAGACUGGAGUUGUACUUCCGUCCCAAGGAUCCCUACUGCCAUCCUGUGUGUGCCAACCGCUUCCCUACUUCAUCCAUGCUCUUUAAGGUAAAGCGGAAGAUCAGAAGGAAACGGUUGGAAGCUGAAGGAGAAACCCAAGAGGAAAUCAAGUUUGAAAUGGAAGUUCUUGGGGUUGUCUCCACUGUUUACAAAUUUCAAGGAAUGUCUGAUUUCCAGUACCUGGCAAUGCAUUCUGGCCCUGAUAGCAAACAAAUCUCUAUGUACGACAAGGUCUUGCUCCUCAAACCAGAAAAGGAGGAAUUCUUCAAUAGGGAAUUACCCCUCUACAUCCCUCCACCUAUUUUUUCGCGUCUGGAUACCCCUAUAGACUAUUUCUAUCGGCCAGAUGUACAACACCGGGAAGGCUACAGCAAUCCCCAGGUGUCUUGUGAGAACCUGAUUGGCCUCAGCAGGGCCCGUCGACCACACAAUGCCAUCUUUGUGAACUUCGAUGAUGAGGACGUCCCAACCAAGCCGCUAGAGCCUGCAGUGCAGACUUGGAAGAAAAUGUGCACCAAUCCUGUGGAUAAAAAAGUGGAGGAAGAGCUGAGAAAGCUGUUUGAGAUUCGUCCCAUCUGGUCUCGGAAUGCUGUGAAGGCCAAUAUCAGUGUCCAUCCGGACAAGCUUAAACUUCUCUUACCGUACUUGGCCUAUUAUAUGCUCACCGGUCCUUGGCGAAGUCUGUGGGUUCGGUUUGGGUAUGACCCUAGGAAACAUCCCGAAGCAAAGAUUUAUCAAGUCCUGGACUUCAGAAUUCGCUGUGGAAUUAAAUACGGUUAUGCCUCUACUGACAUGCCCGUGAAAGCAAAACGCAGCACGUACAAUUACAGUCUGCCCAUCACUAUCAAAAAAGCAGUAAGUCACACAGUCAGUGUGCAGGACCUAAAGCAGGGGCUGGACACAUCCAGUACAUCCAGUGCAAAAAAACCUGCCUCCAGCAAAUACAAACUUAAAGACUCUAUCUAUAUCUUCCAUGAAGGAGAUCUGCCUCCGUAUCGACAGAUGUUCUAUCAGCUCUGUGACUUGAACGUGGACAGCUUACAGAAAAUCAUCCAUCGGAAUGACGGCAUGGAGACAGAAUGCACAGAACGGGAUGGGUGGUGUCUUCAAAAGACCAACGAUGAUUUGAGGGAUACCAUGUCUCUGAUGAUUAAGCAGAUCAUCAGGUCCACGCGACCCGCUCUGUUUUCACGUACGUCAAACACUGAAGAUGGCAAGGAACAGCUGACAUACGACUCUGGAGAGGAAGAGGAGGAUGAAGAGGAGGACUUCAAGCCUUCUGAUGGGAGUGAGAAUGAAAUGGAAACAGAAAUCUUGGACUAUGUGUGACACAUUGAGCGGCCAGCAUGAGGCUGCCUGGGACUUUUGUUUCUUGGUAUGGAAUCAUGACCAGGCUGUCAGGAAGAUGCCAACUAGACACAUGGUGCUGGAUGUGGGGCUAGCAGUUGUGCUAAGUGCUCUACAGGCACUAAAGACCAUGUUUCUGCAGCGCUGGGUGACAGGCACUUGUCAAGAUGUCACUGUGGGGAUGUUGGCCCAUUACCUCACCCAGGCAACAUGCACGGACAGCAUUUACUGGGGCAGUGUUUCUGGUCAGAGCGGAGCUAGUUGGGAUUUCACUUGCUUUUUUUUUUUUUUUUCUCUUGGACAUUAGAUUGUUUUAAUUUCCCUUCCCUCCCUGCACUUACAAACGGCAACAUCUGAUCCCACAUCAGUGGGUUUUGUACUUCCCUUUGAGGGUAUACGUAGGACAGCUACUGGGAAGGUACGUUAGUGCUCUGUCUGCUCGUACCAGGAGCUGGGAGUCUCUCCAUCCUUGCCAACUCUGAUAGAUCAGAGACAUCGACGAGUGCAGAAUCCAACCUGGAUCUGAGGUGUUCCACUGGCUGCCAGGGGCCACAGGGUUUAUCAUUGUAGGGAAUGUGUGAAGGUCACACAGCUCUAUACCUGGCAUCUGGGUCAGUGGGAAAAGCUUCAAACAAAAUUUUCUGUAUCAAGAACUGUACGAAUAAGGUCAUUGCUGAUGUAAUCGUGAGGCAUUACAGAGUGUCAUUCUGGCUGGUCGAAAUCGAUUGUGGAGUCUUAUCCAAUGGGACCUGUGUAGGUAUCAGUAAUACUUUUGUAUACAUGAGAAGCAAACAGUAAUUUCUCUCAGGGAAAGCCCAGCUUCCUGUGAAACACAACCUCUGGUUUAUUUUUCCUAAUAAAACUCUUCCUUUUUCCAAUAACACA
Molecule: messenger RNA, 2632 nt
Organism: Pelodiscus sinensis (Chinese soft-shelled turtle)
Lineage: Eukaryota; Metazoa; Chordata; Testudines; Trionychidae
Source: RefSeq, a predicted model, not a curated record